AUGGAUGGAUGGAUACUUGUGCAAAGCAAACAUCGAGUGAGGGAGAAAAAUUGUAGAAAUAGAAAAGAAGGAAGAGCAACAGAUGAACUUUUAAAUACUACUCUAGGUGAGAGGGAAGAAGAGGAGUAUAAUGAUGAUAAGAAAAAUUUAAAAACAAGAAAAUGUACAUAUAGUAUAAACAGAAAUAACAGGGAUAACAUUUACAAGGAAAUAAAAAAAAUUAUGAGUCUUUUAGAAAAAACAGAAUUUUUUGAAAAUUUCCAGAAAAAGUUUAAUAAAAUAUAUAAACAUGAGAUAAAAAUAGUAGGAGCAAUUUGUUUAGGUUUAGGGUCCUUAAUAGACCUAAACUUGAAUAGCAAAAGAGCAUGUAUGUACCAGCUAUGUUUUAUAUUAUUAGUGAAAAAUAUUUAUACGAUUGAUAAAAUUUUUAUUUAUGAUCCGAAAAUUACUAAAAUGGAGCAAGGUGUAUAUAGCAUUUUGAAUAUUCAAGUGCUUUCAUGCAAAGGAAUAUAUAAGAAGAGCAAUUUCGAAUCAGACACUCAAACUGCACAUGUAGGAGAGGAAAAAACAUUUCAUUAUACUACUAUAAAAUUAAAUAAGAACGAAAGGAUGCUAUUAUUUAUGCCCCAUUGUGAUAUUUGUUUAUAUGGUGAAGUUUUAUAUAAUAUUUUUAUUUAUGAACAGUUAAGAUAUGCUAAUGUUCAUUUUUUUUUUAAUCUGGACAAUACAAUUUUUUUGGGAAAUAGUUUUGAUUAUUACAAAGAACGUAUCUUUUUAUAUAAACCAUUUGGAUUGUCGUCUUACAUAAUUCAAAUGCUGCAGGAGAAUGAAGAUAUUUUAAAUUUAAAAAUUAAUGAGACCCAUUCCUUCCAACUGCAAAAGAAUUUUAAAUAUUCCCAUUUUAUUUUUUAUAUUUUAAACUUUUCAAAACAGGUUAAUUUCCCCGUAUAUUUUGAACAAAUUUCAGCUUUUAAUGACUUAGCUAUUGUAUUAUUUUGCAAAAUACCAAACAAACCCAUCUUUUGGGCAAGUGUUUAUAAAUUCUUGCUUGAUCAGGCAAAAAUUUGA
Messenger RNA from Plasmodium malariae, 1068 nucleotides. RefSeq names its product SRR1-like protein, putative. The transcript has a single exon. The record is from RefSeq and is a predicted model, not a curated record. The coding region runs from base 1 to 1068 and encodes 355 amino acids. Lineage: Eukaryota; Apicomplexa; Aconoidasida; Haemosporida; Plasmodiidae. Gene Ontology annotation, cellular component: cytoplasm; nucleus. Gene Ontology annotation, biological process: microtubule-based process.